Pyricularia grisea is the source of this 1399-nucleotide messenger RNA. RefSeq lists its product as uncharacterized. The transcript is spliced from 2 exons. Lineage: Eukaryota; Fungi; Ascomycota; Sordariomycetes; Magnaporthales; Pyriculariaceae. The coding region runs from base 228 to 1265 and encodes 345 amino acids. The record is from RefSeq and is a predicted model, not a curated record. Gene Ontology annotation, molecular function: zinc ion binding.
UUUGCAAAGUAGGUUGCGAUGAAGAUCUACUUCUGUGUUUACUACAUAAUAUACACAGAGUAAUCAAUCUCCGGUACAAGCGGCCUCGCAGGAUGUGGCCAGCUGUGUUCGGUAGCUUUCCAAUGGGUUCCGCAAUGUGAACACUUGGCUUUGUCCACAUUCCAUCAUAUUUCUUUAGGACCCCAAGCUUACGCAGCUUGUGUAUCUAAUGCACCACCUUAUCACCCAUGGAUUCCCAGCGUCAGUUCAAUCCCCAGCAAGACUGGUCUUGGGGUGAAGCGUCUGCUUCUACCACAUCGGCCGCUGAGCCUGUUGAUCAGUCUGGCGGAAACGGCACUCGCCACCGUCCAUCUCAAAAUGCCCCCAAGCCCGCGAACGUGGGAGCAUCCGAGCCGACACCCGAGUCACCCGAAACGGGCUCUCACCCAGGCACUCAACAGCAGCAACGACGGGAGCGUUACUACCGACCGCGGACAUGCCGAAUUUGCCUCGAUACCGUCAACCCCACGUUCGAGAUGGAUACCGGUGCAACGGCAUCGGUGUUUGGCGCUCACCCCCGCGUCAAAUACAUCUCGGAUGACCCGGAACUUGGACGUUUGAUUAGUCCGUGCAAGUGCAAAGGAUCUCAACGCUACGUCCAUGAGGGUUGUCUGCAGGCAUGGCGUCAGGCCGCGCCGCUGAACGAUCGAAAUUUUUGGAGCUGCCCUACGUGCAAGUUCCAAUACCGCAUGGAUCGACUGCAGUGGUCGGCAUGGCUGUCUAGUCGCCUCGCGCGUGCGGUACUCACCUUAUUGGUCGCCUUUAUCACUGUCUUUCUAAUGGGCUUUGUAGCCGACCCCAUCAUCAACCUCUGGGUCGACCCUUGGGGAACUUUUAUGGAUGCGGUAGGGGAAGUGGUAGAUGAUUUUGAUGAUUUUCGUGGAGACCUCGCAGACCAGGGGAGCUACACUUGGUCAUUGCACUUUGUCAAAGGUGUCAUGUCGCUUGGGCUUCUGGGGGCUGUCAAGACGGUGCUUGCGAUGAGCCCUUGGCAAUGGUGGCACUUCCGCAAUGGCGGUAUGCUGGGGAAUGCAGGAAACCGGCGAGGUCGCGAUCGGAUAGAAAGUGUGAACCUUGCCCUCGUUAUGGUCGGACUUUUUACAUUCCUAGUGGCAACUUGGAAGGUCAUCAGCGUGUUGAGCUCCAGAGUCCUCGAAAAGGUUAGUGAGAGGGUCGCUGAUAUUCACGGUGAUGAAGACGACGACGACGAUGAUUAUCAAGACUAAGAGGGUCACGAUAAUUAACAGCAUGUGACCCUAUCAUUGCCUCGAGGAGUUAGAUAUGUUAUGAGAACAAGUCUUUUCCCAAUCGUCCCGCAUGCACAUGAGCCAUGACGUCGGCCUUGUUGUCCGACAUGAAC